AGCAGUAACGAUCUUGAUUGCUCCAUUUCACGACAAUUAACAGUGACAUGGCCGGAGAAGCCGUAGGCACCGGCGGUGAUAGAAUCCGACGAUGACGAAUCAAUGAAGAAGACGGCACCCAUCUCAACUCACGGAAUAUUUCAUUUCACAAACCGGGCUUUAACGAUGAGCAAUGGAAGAGUUUCUUGCAAUUGAUGGAAAGAUGCAAAGCGUCUACUUCAGAUGAAAAAUUAGCCGCUAUGGAAAAAAAAAUUUCUUGGCUCCUGGACUCGGGAGCAUCAUACCACAUGACAGGCCAUUCAAAACUGUUGAGAGCAAAGAUAAAUGUGGCACCUGUUCCAGUCAUACUGCCUAAUGGUGAAAUAACCCAUGCAACAAUCAUGGGAGAUGUUUGGUUGAGUUCACGGGUGGGUACAAAGGAGAUGGAGCAUCACAUCCUUAUUACUCAAAUUGAUGACUCAUCACCCACAAAUGAAGGACCUCCCACGCGGCAGGAAGUCAAUUCCUCCACUGAUCGUGGGAAUCUUUCCAGCGAACAAACGCAGCCACCGGAGGAAGUCCAUGCACUCAAUCCCACUACAGGUGACACUUCACUUUGCAUGCCAGCAUCACAGGAAACCAGACCCAACCACAGCCGUGCCACUACACUUGCCUAACACUCCUUCAAUUGGUCGUGGACUUCGUCAACGCAAAACCCCUCGUCUGGCAUCAUGAUUAGGAAGUUCAACUCAACACCGUCAAAAUAAAUUCCCUCCCCGUCGCUCACACCUCCUCGUCGAUUGAUUCAGGUAAUCCGUAUUCCAUAUAGCAUGAUGUAAAUUAUAAUCAUUUUUCGGUGUCGCACCGAGCUUUUCUUGCAGCAAUUUCUGCUCACAAAGAGCCCUCCACUUUCCAAGAAGCGGUGCGUCAUCCAGAAUGGAGAGCUGCGAUGCAGCGGGAGAUUCAAGCAUUGGAGCGCACGAGUACAUGGAAAAUCCAAGCCUUGCCACCGGGAAAGAAGGCUAUAUAUUGCAAGUGGGUGUUCAAGAUUAAGUACAAAUGUGAUGGAUGUUGUAAUAAAUCCAUGAAUACUUUAAUCUUCAUAUUGAAAUUAUCUGGAGAAUUAACUGAGCGGAAGCGUACCUGACUCCAUGGGAGAUGAUCUUUAGGGAUCCGGGAGACGGAGGCUAGGGUUUGCGUCUUCUAGUUGAUAUACACCCUCGGGAUUAUCUCUCUAGCGAUGGGAUGCAGAAAGACGGAAUGACGCGUUCAACUAGGGACCAUAACCCCUUAUUUAUAGAGUGCUUAACCCUAAUCAGCCCAUCAUUGAUUAGGUCAAGCCCAUGGGUCUCUACACAUUUGGGCCCUAUACCUUAUUAGAUAACUUAUUAGCCCACUUAAAUUAAUAUCCAUAGGACCACUAAUUUUUGGGCCUAAAUAUAAGAUAGCAUAUAACAUACAAUUAAACCCGAUAAAUAAUAUAUUGUGAAUAUUACAUGUAGUAUAAGUCCAAUAAUCUAACAAUCUCCCACUUGGACGACAUACACAUGUAUACACAAUCCUUAGAAUUGUAUGUUUACUUUAGGAGCUCCAAAUUUUUGCUAUCAAACUGCAGUCAUCCUUAAUCAAUCCGG
Molecule: messenger RNA, 1613 nt
Organism: Cuscuta europaea
Lineage: Eukaryota; Viridiplantae; Streptophyta; Magnoliopsida; Solanales; Convolvulaceae
Source: the annotation of a GenBank genome assembly